Nomascus leucogenys (northern white-cheeked gibbon) is the source of this 2583-nucleotide messenger RNA. Its product is annotated as zinc finger protein 491. Gene Ontology annotation, biological process: regulation of transcription by RNA polymerase II. Gene Ontology annotation, molecular function: DNA-binding transcription factor activity, RNA polymerase II-specific; RNA polymerase II transcription regulatory region sequence-specific DNA binding. Lineage: Eukaryota; Metazoa; Chordata; Mammalia; Primates; Hylobatidae. The record is from RefSeq and is a predicted model, not a curated record. Gene Ontology annotation, cellular component: nucleus.
CAUGAACUCCAUCCUCUUGCUGUGUCCUCACGUGGCAGAAGGCUACAUUUUCCUAUUCUGCUGUUGCUUUACCCAUAGUUACACUCUGGCAUCAAAAUUGCUGUUUGAGAGGAAGUGAGUAUAGACAGGGGAGUAAGAGGUCUGAUGACAGAGGCAGGGAAUAAAUGUUUGGAGUCCACAGCAUCAUGAGAAUUUCUUAGGAAUAGAGUCUAGGCCCCCAGUGCUGUCACUCUCACCCAUCCUCCUCUACAAUGUGAGAUGUUUCAGGACCCAGUGGCCUUUGAGGCUGGGCUGUGAACUUCACCCAGGAGGAGUGGGCCUUGUUGAAUCCUUUCCAGAAGAAUCUCUACAGAGAUGUGAUGCAGGAAACCUUCAGCAACCUCAUCUCUAUAGAAAUUUUAUGGGAGAGAGACGCUGAGAGUACAGAAGGUAAUCAGUGUGGAGAAACUUUCACCCAGGUUCCGGAAAACUUGCUGAACAAGAAAACUCUUCCUGGAGUAAAAUCAUGUGAAAGUGCUAAGUGUGGAGAAGUCUUCAUGGGACAUUCAUCCCUUAAUAGGAACAUCAAAGCUGACACUGGACACCAACCAUAUAAGUGUCAGAAAUUUGGAGAGAAACCAUAUAAACAUAAACAACGUGGGAAAGCCUUGAGCUAUAGCCACUGCUUUCGAACACACGAAAGGCCUUACACUAGAGAGAAACCUUUUGAUUGUAAGGAAUGUGGAAAAUAUUUCAUUUCUCCUGCAAGCAUUUGAAGCAUGGUAUUGCACAGUGGAGAUGGACCUUAUAAAUGUAAGUUUUGUGGGACCUUGGAUUGUCUCAGUUUAUACCUUACCCAUGAACGAACUCACACUGGAGAGAAACCAUAUGAAUGUAAACAAUGUGGUAAAGCCUUCAUUUGGCACAGUUCUGUUCAAAUCCAUGAAAGAACUCACACUGGGGAGAAGCCAUAUGAAUGUAAGUAGUGUGGGAAAUCAUUCAAUUUUUCCAGUUCCUUUUACAGACAUGAAAGGACACACACAGGAGAGAAGCCGUAUAAAUGUAAGGAAUGUGCGACAGCCUUCAAUUGUCCCAGUUCUUUUCACAGGCAUGAAAGGACCCACACAAGAGAAAAACCCUAUGAAUGUAAACUAUGUGGGAAAGCAUUAUCUCACCUUAGAAACUUUCAAAGACACAUGAGAAUGCACACUGGAGAGAGGCCUCAUAAAUGUAAGAUAUGUGGGAAAGCCUUUUACUCUCCCAGUUCAUUUCAAAGACAUGAAAGAAGUCACACUGGAGAGAAACCCUACAAAUGCAAGCAAUGUGGGAAAGCCUUCACUUGUUCCACUUCGUUUCAAUAUCAUGAAAGGACUCACACUGGAGAGAAACCCUAUGGGUGUAAGUGAUGUGGGAAAGCCUUCAGAUCUGCCAAGUACAUUCGAAUACAUGGAAGAACUCACACUGGUGAGAAACCCUAUGAAUGUAAGCAAUGUGGGAAAGCAUUUCAUUGUAUCCGUUCCUUUCAUAGACAUGAAAGGACUCACACUGGAGAAAAACCUUAUGAAUGUAAGCAUUGUGGGAAAGCCUUCACUUGUUCCAUGUAUGUUGGAAUAUAUGCAAGAAUUCACACUGGAGAGAAACCUUACCAAUGUAAGGAAUGCGGGAAAGCCUUCAUUCAUUCCAGUUACUGUCGAAAACAUGAAAGAACUCACACUAUUAAUAUAUGAGAGAAAUGCUACUUUUUAAUUUUUAUUUUUGUAGAGACAGGGUCUCACUAUCUUGUCCAGGUUGGUCUUGAACUCCUGGCUUCAAGCAUCCCUCCCAGCUUGAGGUCUCAAUAAAGGAAAGCAAUAAAUGUAGAGAUGGAGUUAGGUGAUGCCACACUGGGAUUCAUCAGUGGCCUAGCUUACAUAUGAUUUCGAAGGCAGACAUGAGGAAGGCCUUAGUCACAUUUUAGAGCCAGCCACAUUCAUAUGGACUGUGUGGCCCCCUGAUUCUAGCCCAUUUUCCUGAUUCUCUUGCUUGUCAAUCAAGAGUAUCUUCCGAAUCUCGACUUUCCUUUUCUCAGAGGUGUAGGUUUCCAAAGAUGUCCCCAGAAGCUCCACAUUCAAGUUCUAUCUACGGUUUGGUUUUUCUUUAAGUAUUGUAAUGUCCAUACCAGAGAAAGAAUGCGGACUGUCAUGGGUGGGGAAUGUUCUCUGAUGCUCAACUCCCUUAGUUUGCAGAUUGAGUUGGUAGGAGGUGUGAUUUCUUUACAUGCACCUUUGUUCCUGCUGGUAGUGACCUUGUUCUUGAUUCAGCCUGACAGCUUACUAUGCUGCCAUCAGAACCAACUUGGUGAGAGCUCUACUGCCCUGUGCAGUGACUGGUCUCAUCUAGGACUCUAGUGUGAGAAGGAACACCUUGCUCUGGUCAGGAAAUGUCCAGUGUUUCCUGUUAUCCACAGGAGAAUGUAAUGCAUCAGUUCAUUUUCAGUUAUCUUUGAUUAUAUGUGAUUGACAAUGUGUAUUUUUGAGGGAGCAAAGAUUUCUGUACAUAUUUCUUAAAAAUAGUUUAUUCAGCUGGGUGCAGUGGCUCACGCCUGUAACCCCAGCGCUUUGGGAG